GUUAACAUUUCACCAUUAUUUAUACUCUCUUUUCCCCUCUCAAAUCCGCACUCCACCUCAAUACUCACACUUCUUCCUUACUUCUUCAUUCUUACAAACCACUCCUCACUCUUAGACUAUUACCACCCAAUUCAGUGAUUGUACGUACCUCAGAAUCAUUUGACUUUCUUUGUUCAUACUUGUUUGUUUUGUUAGAAAAUCCACGGGUCUCCUUCAUUUCGUUUGUCACCCUUACACUCCCGCUGUGCAAAGAAAAGACAGAUUAAUAACCGGCUAUGGAAGAAGGAAGGCAAUAUAGAAUGAAUCCGGAAGUGUUCCAAGCUGCUUCCACUGGUGACUCAAAUUUCUUUAAGGAGUUGGCAGAUUCCAAUAGUAGUACCUUUCUCCAAGUGACAAUCGGGAAGAACACUGUUCUUCAUGUUGCACUGCAAUUCAAAGAAAUUGACGCAGCAAAAAACAUAGUUAAUUUAAGUCCAAAGCUUGUGUAUGAAACAAACUCCAAAGGCAAUACUCCGCUACAUGUUGCUGCAAGCGUAGGAGAUUCUUCAAUGGUAAAGCUUCUAAUAGACCAGGCCAAAAAACUGGAUGUUGAAACAGGUGGCCGACAGCAACUUCUGAGCAUGGUGAAUCAAGAUGCGGAUACUGCCUUGCAUGUUGCUGUGCGAUAUGGUAACUUUGACGUUGUGAAAGAACUAAUUAAUGAGAAGGAUCCAGCAGAACUGGUUAAGCAGGUAAACAAAGUUGGGGAAUCCGCACUGUUCCUCGCUGUGGAUAAACAACAUUACGAGAUGGCUUCUCAUAUCCUAAGUAAUGAUGGAGACUGCUCCUACGCUGGAAGGGAUGGCAUGAAUGUCCUGCAUGCACUCGUCAUUCACACAAGUACUUACAGUGAGAAGGAUGAUUUGCUGCUCCAAAGUAACAUGAAGAAAUACGGACGUGCAGGUCCUGCAGGACAAUCUAGGACCCGUUUGAUGCGUGUUGUCCCUUCUGUAUGUAUUUAA
Quercus robur (English oak) is the source of this 1001-nucleotide messenger RNA. RefSeq lists its product as uncharacterized. The record is from RefSeq and is a predicted model, not a curated record. The transcript is spliced from 3 exons. Gene Ontology annotation, molecular function: protein binding. Bases 276 to 1001 code for a protein of 241 amino acids. NCBI's taxonomy places the organism in Eukaryota, Viridiplantae, Streptophyta, Magnoliopsida, Fagales, Fagaceae.